AUGGCUCGCACAAAGCAGACCGCACGCAAGUCCACCGGCGGCAAGGCUCCCCGCAAGCAACUCGCCACCAAGGUAGCGAGGAUGUCUCAGCCACUGGCAGGGAGGGUUAAGCGACCGCACCGGUUCCGGCCGGGGACCGUGGCGCUGCGUGAGAUCCGUAAGUACCAAAAGAACACGGAUCUGCUGAUCCAGAAGCUGCCGUUCCAGCGUCUGGUGCGGGAGAUCGCGCAGAACUACAAAACGGACCUGCGGUUCCAGAGCCACGCCGUGCUGGCGCUGCAGGAGGCGGCCGAGGCCUACCUCGUCGGCCUCUUCGAGGACACCAACCUCUGCGCCAUCCACGCCAAGCGCGUCACAAUUAUGCCCAAGGACGUCCAACUCGCUCGUCGCAUCCGCGGCGAGCGCCAUUAA
This is a messenger RNA of Zingiber officinale, 411 nucleotides long. Its product is annotated as histone H3.3-like. Gene Ontology annotation, cellular component: nucleosome. NCBI's taxonomy places the organism in Eukaryota, Viridiplantae, Streptophyta, Magnoliopsida, Zingiberales, Zingiberaceae. Bases 1 to 411 code for a protein of 136 amino acids. The record is from RefSeq and is a predicted model, not a curated record. Gene Ontology annotation, molecular function: structural constituent of chromatin; DNA binding; protein heterodimerization activity. The transcript has 2 exons.